AUGCCGCCGAAAGCACCCUCCAGCAAACGCGGAAAGGAGAACGCGCCACCGAAAGCCAAGGCGCCCAAGAUCGUGAGCGAGCCCGAGGAUGACUUUGAUGCCUUCUUGGACGACGAGCCAAUGAAGCCGGUGAAGAAGGUGGACCGACCACCGAAAGUGCCGAAGAAGGACAAGUCACCCGAAGUGGAGGAGGCGAUGGUGGUCGAGGAGCAGGACCCGUCACGGGCGGCCCGAGAGUCAAACCUCGUGCCCUCCAAAUCCUCCAGAGACCAAGGCGAGCUCAAGCGCGUGCAGGCUGAGUGCGAUCGAUUGAGGAGAGAGCGCGACGCCUUCGCGAAGCAGUUCGAGCAGUUGUCCAGCCUGCGGAACUCGGGACCAGAAGCGCUGCUGGAAAAGUUCAAGGAGACGGCGGAAGCCAAGUCUAAAGCUGAAGUGAUUCGAAGCCAGGAGGCCCUCUACGAGAAGCAGAUGGCCAAGGUCAAAUCUCUUGAGGAGGCCCUAGCAGCGUCACAACAAGCGCUAGAUCGAGCCGAAGCCUCCGCUGCGCCCCCGAAAUUCGACGCCAAGCUGGAACGAAUGGGCCAGCGCGAACUGCAGGGCGAGGUGCACAAGUUGUGGGAUGUCGUCAAGGCAAAGGACGGAGAGAUUGCGGCGCUGCAGCGUGAAUAUCAGGAGGAAAUUGCGCACUCGCGCAAGCUGCAGGAGACGGCCGCGCAGAUGCGGCGUUCAGCUGAGCCGGCCGCCAAGCCUGUCGUGAACGAGGUCCACAGCCUCUCGGUGAGACUAUACGAGGAGCUCACUGGCCUGGACAUUCUCGACGCACAGGUACGACCUGACCCGAAGACAGGUGACGAGCGGAUAUAUAAGUGCAUCCAGACGACAGGCGGGCGCAACUACACUUUACGGCUAUCCCUGCGAAACGAGUUCGACAAGCAGCGCAAGCAAUGGAAGAAGAUGGUGCAGUUCGCACCGUCGGACAUGGACAAGGAGACGGAUCGCAAGCUGCUCAAGCGCCUCGGGCCGUUCCGCGACGCGUUCGACAUCCCGCGCGACCAGCUCCCAGCUGCAUAUGCGCAGCUCACGGCGCGCAUGGACCCAGACGGCCAGUUCGAGGAGCCCGAGUAG
Cutaneotrichosporon cavernicola is the source of this 1125-nucleotide messenger RNA. RefSeq lists its product as uncharacterized. Gene Ontology annotation, molecular function: microtubule site clamp; protein binding. The coding region runs from base 1 to 1125 and encodes 374 amino acids. The transcript has 6 exons. Lineage: Eukaryota; Fungi; Basidiomycota; Tremellomycetes; Trichosporonales; Trichosporonaceae. Gene Ontology annotation, biological process: attachment of mitotic spindle microtubules to kinetochore; meiotic sister chromatid segregation. The record is from RefSeq and is a predicted model, not a curated record. Gene Ontology annotation, cellular component: monopolin complex; nucleolus; mitotic spindle.